GUGGGAGACUCGGGAUCGGCCACUCCGGAAGAGAUAGAGAGACUCCGGCAAAUAAUCGGGAAGAAACGACACCUACUGAUCGGAAAAGGGAACACCUUACCCCCGGCGGCCAAGGGCGUCGUGUGCGAUAUCGAUGUUGGAAAUGCGAGACCGAUCGCACUGCGAACCCGGAAAGUGCCCACGCGAUUUCGCGAAAAAGUCGCAGGCCUGAUCAAGGGUCUCCUGGCAGCCGAGAUCAUCCGACCCUCGACAUCACCAUGGGCCUCGCCGAUCGUAAUCGUUCAGAAGAGUAACGGGGUGGAUAUCAGAUUGUGCAUUGAUUACAAGCUGGUAAACAGCCUCACGAGGCUGAUGGUCUACCCUAUGCCCCUGAUCAGCGACCUACUAGAGGAUCUGGACAAAGCACUAUGGUACUGCUCGUUAGAUAUGGCCAGCGGUGUCUGGGUCGUGCUCAUGACGGAUCGGGCUCGCGAGAUCUCAGCAUUCAUUACCCCGUUCGGACUAUUCGAAUGGAUUCGCAUGCCUUUUGGUCUUAAGAAUGCCCCACCACAACGCGCUGUAAAGGUCUCGCGAUCCGGCGAUGCUGGGGCCACAACGGAUGUGUUCCAGACCGGACUCGCGGACGAUCCUGAUCGCGAGUCGGUGUUGGGUCGGAGAUCGUACAUCGACGACAUCGUGAUCGCAGCGGAAUCGUGGGACCAAAUGUGCCGAAGAGUGGAGGAUCUGUUAGAGGCUUGUGAUAAUUUUUGGGGCAUGGAUAAGGUAGGAUAUCUGGGACAUCGAGUGUCGAUCGGAGGUUUAGAAGCGAGCCCGAAAGACCUGAAAUCGCUAACCGAUCUGCCGUUCCCCGGUUCUCUACGAUCUAUGCAGUCGUUCCUGGGCAGUAUAAAUUACUACAGCCGGUUCAUCGAAGACUAUGCAAUCUAUGCCUCGGUACUCUACAAAUUACGGGAAGUGGAGUUUGCAGAACUGGUAGUUUGCAGAACUGGAGAAACGAUCAGAUCUGAGGGAGAGCUUGGAUCGGAAUGA
Phytophthora megakarya is the source of this 1029-nucleotide messenger RNA. Lineage: Eukaryota; Oomycota; Peronosporomycetes; Peronosporales; Peronosporaceae. The record is from the annotation of a GenBank genome assembly.